Molecule: messenger RNA, 2143 nt
Organism: Stomoxys calcitrans (stable fly)
Lineage: Eukaryota; Metazoa; Arthropoda; Insecta; Diptera; Muscidae
Product: myb-like protein M
Exons: 3
Coding region: 523-2061 (512 amino acids)
Source: RefSeq, a predicted model, not a curated record
UCUUUCUUUGCUUGAGGCUUUGGCUUUUGGUAAUAAGCAUAGCAAGCUCUGAAGUAAAAGAAAUUAACCAGAAUACCAAAAAAUCAUUUUAAUCGAUUGCAAAAGAAUGCAAUAAUUUAAGUUGUUUUAGUAAGCAGAAAAUAUUGUAGACUAGGAAAAACGAAAUAUGCAUGUCUGGCGGAAGCGGUAUAAAGUGUUUUUGUGAUAUAAAGAAGCGCGACAACAACAAAAAUCGUUUUUAAUUUCAACAACAAAAAAAAAAUUAUUGGAACCCCUUGUGUUAUUUCAACGUUGUCUCUGGCGGAUUGUUGUGCGCCACUGUUUAUCAGCCUGGAGGAUGUAUUAGCAUUAAUUUGGAGGUUAUGUUCAUUUGGUGGCUGUUCUUUCCAAUAGGACGGACUUGCUUUGUAGCUAUGUUGUAACCACAUUUUCAUGUGGAGGUGGCGAUCCUUGUCAAGCUUCUGUAGGCCCACAUCUCUUAGUCCACCUGCUAAAAAAAAUUGAAGCCUCCGCGCGUAAACCAUGCCCUGGAAACCAUCGAAUGAUUUUGAAGAAGAAGUUGUCAAUCUACAGCCAGAUCAUGACUUUAUAUUUGGAACUUUGGCUGAACCGCAGCCACAACCAUUUUAUCCCCGCCCCCUAGACCAUUUAGAAUAUGCCGCCAACAAAAGGGCACAAGUAAAUAGUCAAAGCGCAGAGAAUAGAGCAAUUGGCAAUUGUAAUGGUCGUCUGCAGGUCAUAUCACAAGUGCAACGCAUUGCCGGCACUAAACCACUGGGAGAAUUGCCCACUACAAAAGACUGGGACACGGAUAAAAAUGUGGAAAAAGAAAUGGUGGGCAUGAUGAGAUAUUUUGGUUUGGGACCAUGCAUUGAUGAGCCUCUCGAUGAGGAAGUAACUAUUGCCACACACGCUGUUAAGAAAAAACCCAUAGAAAUCGUCGCGCAAAACGGGCGUGUGAAAGUGCCACUUUUCUUUGAUGAUGAUAUGUUUAAAUUAACACCAAAAAUCUCAAAAUCUGUUUCAGCAUUUGAGAGUGAAUCUAACAAUAAUUCACUGAUAAACAGCGAUAUUAGUUUGAAUACCUCCUCGUCAUCAAAUAGUUGUCAGAGUAGUUCAAGAUCUUUUUACACAACUCUCAACGAAUCGAAUGCAUCCGAUAGCAUAGCAUCGACAACCUCUUCGAAUAGGUCGUUAACAAAAUACCAACAAGCCCAAGCAGAUCGGCAUAGAUUAUUGUUGGAGGAGGAGGAGGAGCAAGAAAAUGCCGAUAUCACACCAGACGAGUACGGCUAUAAUCCCAACACAACACAAAGUAGUUUUUCGGAGCAAUCUACCUAUGACGAGGAUAGUUUCAAGACAGCCCUGAAUGAUUCUCAAAUGGCCAAAAAGUCGUUGACUACACUUCGACCGAAUGCAAAAAAAUUUUAUCCUGCAAAUAUUAAGAGCAUCGACUACAAUGUGCUAAACACCAGCAGCAACAGUUCUAGUGAGACCACUCAGCCAUCCGACUGGGCCCAAUAUUAUAAUAACUCUUGUAAUUCCUCAAAUAAUAGUUGCAGCUCUAACGAUUUUUAUCCAACACUUUCUGAGGGCCUAAAAAAAUCAAACCGCGCUGCUAAAAAUAUCAGUAAACCAAAUGAAUCAUAUCCUCAGGUACCUUCUAUGGGCCAUUGUGAAAACAAUGGAUAUGAAGACAAUUCCAAAGACUUUAUAUAUCCUAAAAGUGCAAAAACAUCAUUGUUACAACGUUGUCUUAGGCAAGAAGAUGAAAUAGUUAGUGAGUCGCCAAAAUCAACCUCAUCAUCAUCUUCGUCGCCUAUUUCAUCUCCUUCAACUUAUGCCAAUAUUGCCAAGCAAUCUCCAUCAUUAACUGUCAAAACAGAGUCACCGGGUGAGUUUCGGCCUCAAAGUGCAACAUUUCCAGCAUUGACGUUACCCCCAUCUCUGUCGUCAAACUCGUUGAAUCCUAAUGCAAGACCUUUUAUUAUACAGCCAUCCCAUUUACGUUGGUAUACUGCACGUGAAAUAUAUGAGAAAAAACGUAAUGUGAUGAAAUAGACUUAAGAAUAGUAUUAAGUAGAUUGUUUUUAUUAGAAGAGAAUUUUUUGAAUUGAUUGUAUUUAACAAAAUGGUGCACUAC